Messenger RNA from Oryzias melastigma (Indian medaka), 2121 nucleotides. It is a transcript of the gene mnmip1, whose product is annotated as SH3 domain containing 21. Gene Ontology annotation, molecular function: protein binding. The transcript is spliced from 18 exons. The coding region runs from base 273 to 1733 and encodes 486 amino acids. NCBI's taxonomy places the organism in Eukaryota, Metazoa, Chordata, Actinopteri, Beloniformes, Adrianichthyidae. The record is from RefSeq and is a predicted model, not a curated record.
UGCAGGACAGUGUGCCAAAAAUGCACCGCCCUCAUUGAUGACAGGGAGAAAAGCAUAGCUCGAAUUUCAUCUGCAACUUUGACCUGCGGAGAAGGACGCCACUGCCAGGAAAAUGUUGCUCAAUGUUAAUGUUUGACUAGAAGGAAGAAGUGCCUUUAGUUUCCAUAUUGCUCGGUCAGACAGAGGAACCAGUCCUUCUGUCUUCCUUCCACUCUUUAAGUUUCCUUGCUGCUGGGUAAAGUAAGAAAGAAGACAAGCCCAAAGGAGACACAAUGGAGGUGCUGGUGCUGUUGGACUUCGAGGGCACGGCGUCGGACGAGCUCACAGUGAAGACGGGAGAUGUGCUCAAAAAUGUCACCAAGGCCAGCGAGGAGGGAUGGUUGUACGGCGAGCUGAGAGGAAAACGGGGCAUCUUCCCUGUUAACUUUGUGAAGGAGAUUCCUGUAUAUUUGAUUGGCGACAACAAAAGGGAGCCAAGAAGCAUCAGAAAACCCAAAAAAGUGAAGCAGGUGAGACAAUGUGAGGUCACCUUCGCUUACACUCCGCAGAACGAGGAUGAGUUGGAGCUGGUUGUCGGCGAGACCAUUGAAAUCAUCAGAGAGAUUGAAGACGGAUGGUGGAUGGGUGUGAAAAAUGGCAAAGUUGGAGCAUUUCCAUCAAAUUUUGUCUCAGAAAUUUUCCUGCCUCCCAAAGAUCUGAAGCACGUUGAAGGCAAGUCGAGACCCAAACUGUCAGAUGCAAUGUUCACCAAGGAGAUGUCCCGGAAACCAAGUGUGAGAAACCAGACAAAAACUGAAGUGGAGCAUUGUCAAGUCAUGUUUGACUAUAAGGCCCAAUCAGAGGACGAGUUGGACUUGAAAAAAGGAGACGUUCUUGUUUUGCUCAGAAAGGAAACAGAAGAUGAAGGCUGGUGGGAGGGGGAGCUACACGGACGCUGCGGCUUCUUUCCUGACAACUUUGUUAUGGUGAUACCACCAGUUCCCAAUCUGCAAUCUGGGAUCGCAAGCCAACCUCCUGCACGCAACAUCACGCACGAACACACAGGUACUACAGCCAUGGAGAAAGGUGGUCCAGGAAAGACAAAAGAUGAGGCAAAGGACCUAAGAAGCCUUCAUCCAACCAAAGUUAAGCUUCCAUACUUUAACAAACCCGCUCCGCCUCCAGUCAAAGACAAACCCAACAAGAUUUUACCAAAAACCAAUGGCGACGCGCCUCCAGUUCUGCCUAAGCCACAAGAGGUGAAGGAGCCCGAUCAGUUUGAUGGGAUGAAUGUUACAUCUGAAAAGCUGAGUCACCCCACAGCGAACAGAGCCAAACCCCCGCAGAGGAGACCACCGUCAGGCCUGGGUGCAGCUGCGUCGAGUGUGACGAGCCAGAACGAACAAGAUUCUUCAGAGAAAAAACCAGAGACAGACAAGCUCCCGGCACUGAUAAAGGCUGUGGAGAACGCCUUGCCCACACCUUUGAAGUCUGACUUCCCUCAAAAAUCGCAGCCUCCAGUUCGACCUGUACCACUGAAGCUAACUGUGACCAACAAAGCUGUGAACCACCAUCAAGAGCCAAGUAUGGAAACCUUGCAGGCGGAUAUCAAAGACCUGAAGAUGUCACUGGAGCUUCUUCAGACACGACACGAACGAGACAUGCAGGAAGUGAAAGAAGAACUGAGGGAGGAAAGAAGCAAACGACUGGCUCUGCAGGAGGAAGUGGAGAGGUUGAAGAUCAAGCAUUUCUGAUCACCAACUGUCGCUCUGACAUGCUGGUAUUCAGGCUCUGGUACUGUGAAUUUGAACACCCUGAUACUGAGACGGAGGCAGAAAACUCUCCAGAUAUGGAAAUACCGCUGAGCUUUAUUUUAACAAAUUCCUCAAACUAAACAUACAGAUCGACCAUAAACAGUCUCAUGUUUAAUACCAAGUCUUUUUGGAGUCUGUCAUGGUUUCUUCUGUUUCCACGUUUUUAUGAAAAUGUUUUAUUGUAUUCUACUUUUAAUGCAACUUGUAAUAUAUGGAGCUGUUUUACAUGAAACAUCCAAACAUUUUCUUUUGCAGAAGAAGAAAAUGUGAAGGUGACUUUAAGUGAAUGUUAAAUAAAUAUUUCUGUUAAAACCUUGGGCUAAUAUUG